AUGACAAACUCGGGAAAUGGAUGGGGCGGAAUAAAUGGAAAUUCCCGUAUUUCCUCUGGUUCUUUAAAACAACAAGAAUCCAUCAACGCUGACAAUGUGAUGGAUAUUUUUAAUGACAUCGCUCUGACAGCUGGUUCUGAUGCGAUCCUAGCUACCGACUGGCAGCCCACGUCGCGUAGGGAUCAGGGAAGAGACACACGCAAAACAUGGGGAAAUGUUCGCGUUCAAAAUGAGAUCGAAAAUGACAAUUUUUCUGCCGACGGAAAGGUCAAAGGUUCUAAUCGUUCUCAGAGGGAAAGUACCACCGGAUUUUAUGAAGACGCUAAUAGUAGGGGAAAUAUUCGGAGGAAUGAUAGUUCUCGAGAUAGCCUUUGGGAAAAUAACAUUAAGAAACAAAAUGACAACGAUGGGCGCAUUUAUACAGCGAAUAAUUCUCGGAACCAGGAUGCUCCCAAUGACCAUCAUAUAGGUAAUGGGGGUUACCGUAAUACUAAUACGAAUGCAAAUGCUAGUAGGUUAGGUAGCACAGAUAAUUAUACGAACAAUAAUGAUAUUUCAGAUAAAUAUGACAUUAAUCCAUCAAAUGAGAGCAACGUGAUAUAUAGGUCGGAUGACGAACAUCCAACACAUUUGACAUAUGCAUCUGUUGCGUCCCAGAAGAACCCAUCAUCACAAGAGUUAGGUGAUGAAAUAGGCGAUGUAGCUUUGAAAAUAAGCGCAUGGCACACUCUCGUGGAUCCUAAUUCCAAAGAACGGUUGGAUGGUAUUGGUACAGGUCAGUUGCAUCGCAAGGGAAAGAAUUAUAAGCCCGUUGAUGAGAAAACCGUUCUUGAGAUACAACAAAGGGGAAAGAGUAUCAAGAAAACAAUGAGAUCUCCGGAUGAAGGUUUUAUGGAUAAAAGUCAUUCUUCGCUCACAAAAUCAAAUUCUUUUUCAACUGGUGCACCUUUAAAGAGUUUGGACAGAGAUAAUCCUUCACCUAAACAUGAUCAAAAUACGCCCGAGAAAGAACAUUCUAACAUUCAGUCCAAGCUGGAUAAUCCAUCUUUUCGGGAGCUUCCUCAGAACAGCCCUCAAAAGCCACAGACCGCUACAAAAUCUCAACAGCCUCAGUAUUAUCGUCAUCAAUCACCAGUUCGUUCACAGGAGUAUCUACCUUUAAUUCCGCCGGAAUUUGAUUCAACACCGUACCGAAAGCAGCCAUCUCCAUUUACUGCUCAUUAUCGCAAGGGAGAUCGUAAUGGUAACGAUUAUGAAGAUCAAGAGGAUUGUGAUCAAAGUAGUGACGCAACGACCGAAUAUUAUGAAGAUAGCGAUAAUGAACUGGAAUAUGAAUCUUCACUUCCCGUGGUAAAACGCGAUCGCGGUGAACUAGUUCUCACCAUCAAUGUAGAACUUCAAGAGGGUGAAAACGCUCAAGCCAUCUAUGUUUACGUGGGUGACGAUCCGUCAGAUCUGGCACGUGAGUUUUGUGUUAAAUGGAAAGUUACAAAUGAUGUGGUAGAACCGGCAUUGGCGGCGUUAAUCAAGAACGAGAAAGAAAAACGGUUAGG
Molecule: messenger RNA, 1553 nt
Organism: Acaulospora morrowiae
Lineage: Eukaryota; Fungi; Glomeromycota; Glomeromycetes; Diversisporales; Acaulosporaceae
Source: the annotation of a GenBank genome assembly